CAUUGUAAUUCUCGUGUCGCCCAAUCUUGCAGUAAAUGAAUGACGUUCCUGAAAAUCGUGUUUCCCAUGCACACUCUAUAGUGUUUCCAAUGUUUGCAAGUAAUUCCGAAGGAUCAAGUUAUUGUGCGAUUGUUCAGAAAUCAUGACGGGGUUUGUUUGUAUCUUGACUUGUAUGGUGGUUUUGAUCGUCAACACUUGUCCUGCACAAGGAAGUGUUUGUGAUGGUAAAUUGCAAAGUCUUUUGGGUGAUGUUGAGACAGAACUGGAUGCUGUCAAAGUGUCGUUGAAAAAAAAAAUCAAUGAUGCAAGGCAUUGCUAUAAUGGCGAUGGUUGUAAAACGGAGCUAGGAUUGAGAAAUGGUUUGAUUGGAGACUCUCAAAUUACUGCUUCUUCCUCGUAUGAUUCCAAUCAUGGUCCAGGAAACGCCAGAUUAUUUCGCCCAAAGAAUGCACCAAAUACAGGAGCCUGGUCUACUCGAACAAACAAUAUCAAUCAAUGGCUUCAAGUAAAUUUCUUAAAACGACAAAUAACCGGUAUCAGUACUCAAGGAAGACCUGCAGUUAGUCAAUGGGUUACAUCUUUCUCCUUGUCCUACAGCGACCUUGGAACCACAUUUACACCAUACACAGUAAAUGGUAACACUCAGGUGUUUCAGGCUAACACUAACAGCGAUUCUGUUGUCCACAAUAAAAUAUCACCUCCAAUUGUUGCCAGUUUCAUACGAAUUAAGCCGGUGUCUUGGAGUGGUUGGAUUUCUCUUCGUGCUGAAUUUUAUGGAUGUUUAGGUUGUAAAACGGAGCUAGGAUUGAGAAAUGGUUUGAUUGGAGACUCUCAAAUUACUGCUUCUUCCUCGUAUGAUUCCAAUCAUGGUCCAGGAAACGCCAGAUUAUUUCGCCCAAAGAAUGCACCAAAUACAGGAGCCUGGUCUACUCGAACAAACAAUAUCAAUCAAUGGCUUCAAGUAAAUUUCUUAAAAACGACAAAAAUAACCGGUAUCAGUACUCAAGGAAGACCUGCAGUUAGUCAAUGGGUUACAUCUUUCUCCUUGUCCUACAGCGACCUUGGAACCACAUUUACACCAUACACAGUAAAUGGUAACACUCAGGUGUUUCAGGCUAACAGUGACAGUGAUUCUGUUGUUCACAAUAAAAUAUCACCUCCAAUUGUUGCCAGUUUCAUAAGAAUUAAGCCGGUGUCUUGGAGUGGUUGGAUUUCUCUUCGUGCUGAAUUUUAUGGAUGUUGAUGAUUGGAACGUAACGGCUUCCUUUUUUUUGUUUAAGUGUAACUUAGAAGUAUUUUAUUGACUUACUGAUCAAUAAAAAGUUGAAAGCACUA
This is a messenger RNA of Xenia sp. Carnegie-2017, 1335 nucleotides long. Its product is annotated as lactadherin-like. The record is from RefSeq and is a predicted model, not a curated record. Lineage: Eukaryota; Metazoa; Cnidaria; Anthozoa; Malacalcyonacea; Xeniidae.